AUGGUGUUGAUCAACGGAGUCAAAUACGCCUGCGAGCGCUGUAUUCGUGGCCAUAGAGUCACCACCUGCACCCACACAGAUCAACCUUUGACCAUGAUCAAGCCCAAGGGCAGACCCGCCACUCAGUGUCAGCACUGCCGUGAUCAGAGGAAAAUGAAGAACCUACAUACCUCUUGCACCUGUGGAAAGAAAGGCAAGCCCGCAGGCUCCCAUCUUGCAUCUUGCCUUUGCCACAAGAAUUCCCACUGUACUUGUUCCUCCACCUCCAAAGCACAAAACAACACUUACCAGAACAUCCAUCACCUUACUGCAUCGGAAAAGGCCAAGAAACAGUCUUUGAUAUCGGCCGCCAACGCAGAGGUCAAGAAGAGACUGUCGGUGUCAAGCACCGCCAGUAAUGGUACAGUGGGAAGCACACCUAACCUUGUGAAAUCAGUAUCUCCUGCUAUGGCACACCCUCCACAUACAAAUUAUGUCAUUGAUGAUGUAUUACCUUUUGAUUCCGCCAACGGCUUUUACGAUCUUGUGAACUCGCCUUCGUUGUCGGAAAAAUACGUCAACGGUUCGAACCCCAACUUCAAUGAAAAUGUUUUCAAUUCGUCAAACACUCCUUCCCCAACCACCGGAAGGACAAGGACCUCGUCCUAUUUAACGAACAACGAUAUACCACAUGAUCCGUAUGGAAACAACCAUUCGUUCAACUACGCAAGAAGUUUAUCUGAAGAAGCAAAGCAUACACCUUCACCAAAGAAGAAUGUGUCUAAUCCUCCGGAAAAUAAUCAGUUUGAUAUGAAUGAUUACGCUUCGUUGGGCAACCCUCAAUUAUCGCCAACUGAAAUUGAUUUGGUGGACAAUAUGUUCCCCUUGUUUCCUUUAGUGGGUCAAUUUAGUUUCGAUGAUGAUAGGAACAAGCCAUUACUGGCAUUGCCCGAUCAUCAUCAGACUUCUUUGGGAAGAUCCCAAUCACAAUCAUCACGUGUAUCUUCACUGCUAAAUCAUGUGAGCAAUGCUCUUCCAGAGGAGGACGAAGAAUCCUUCUCUAUUGAGGGUCACCAACCUGUUCCUCUCCCUCCACAGGUGCACUCUCAAAUUGCUCAUCAACAAGGAACUUCGAGUGGCACAAGCUCAGGUAUUAUAACACACAAUAGUUCUACCGAAAACUUCACUGUGAAACCAAAGCCUCCACAUGCAAAGACUCAACAGCCUAAACCACUCAGGCCAUCGACCAUACCACAUAAUUCGUCCUCUUCAACUCCUUCCAUGAAUGGCUCGACUCAUUAUCAACCAAUACGACCAAAAAGACCGGAAAGUGUGUUGUCAAUUACAUCUAAUUCUUCUAACAGGUCAUUUGAUGUAAAUCACAACAGUCACCAAUCUUUUGUCAAUGGGAAUGGAAACCUUCCAAAUUCUUCGAAUUCAUCUGCCUUUCCACCCAGCGCCCCAUUUCCUGGUUAUGAUGCAGCUGGAAAUACUAGCUCAUCAUCAGGUGUCUUGGGUGUUGAUGAUUCAAGAAAUUUCUUGAGUGACGAAGGUAGUGCUCAACAUUUCGGUAGGACUGGACUUGGUUCGGUCUUUUCUUCGACAAAUCUGGAAACUAAUGUUAAGACAGAAAGGGAGGAAAGUGCAGAUUUAUUGUUUGGUGAUAAUAUCUUGAAUAAUGAUACUUUGAGUACAUCAUCGUCCUUUCUCAAUUUCCCCCACUCAAAUGGAAUUUCACAGGCCAAACCUCCUAGUGUUUCUGGGGAGAAGGUGAAUAGUCAACCAAGACCCAGUCAGCUUGUUUCAAACUCUUCAUCGUCUUCUUAUCUCCAUGAUUACAUGCAUGGAGAUAAACCAGUUGCAAACGACUUCAAUCCAAUACGAAAUGGGCAGAACUUUGAAGAAACCGAACUUAACAAUGUUAAUAAUUCGAGCACCAACGUAAUUCCUCCAGCACAAAUUCCGUUUGAGUACGAUUUAUCGAUGCCAGCAAUGCUAGACUUUGGGUCAGCGAUGUUUGAAAACAACAAGUCUAACCAAGAUUUCCUAUGA
Molecule: messenger RNA, 2031 nt
Organism: Suhomyces tanzawaensis NRRL Y-17324
Lineage: Eukaryota; Fungi; Ascomycota; Pichiomycetes; Serinales; Debaryomycetaceae
Gene: CUP2
Product: Cup2p
Exons: 1
Coding region: 1-2031 (676 amino acids)
Biological process (GO): positive regulation of transcription by RNA polymerase II; intracellular iron ion homeostasis; intracellular copper ion homeostasis
Cellular component (GO): nucleus
Molecular function (GO): copper ion binding; DNA-binding transcription factor activity, RNA polymerase II-specific; RNA polymerase II cis-regulatory region sequence-specific DNA binding
Source: RefSeq, a predicted model, not a curated record